AAGCUAGUCAUUUGUGGUGUUGAAGGUGAAGCUGAAGGCAGAGAUAUUCAAGAGCUUCUUGAAGAUUAUGGAGUAUAUAGUGUAUCAAAGAAUUGGAAUGAUGAUAAGAAGCAACAAGUGAUUAGGCUCAAUAUAACUAAUAAUCUAAAAUCUUGGAUCUAUGAACAAAUAAAAACUAACACAACAUGGGCUGACCUAAAAACUGCAGUCAUCAAAGAUGCUCAUACAUCUUGUGACAAAGAAGAAAAAUUAGAAUGA
Messenger RNA from Ambispora leptoticha, 258 nucleotides. The record is from the annotation of a GenBank genome assembly. Lineage: Eukaryota; Fungi; Glomeromycota; Glomeromycetes; Archaeosporales; Ambisporaceae.